This is a messenger RNA of Fulmarus glacialis (Northern fulmar), 272 nucleotides long. Its product is annotated as C-C motif chemokine 3-like 1. The record is from RefSeq and is a predicted model, not a curated record. NCBI's taxonomy places the organism in Eukaryota, Metazoa, Chordata, Aves, Procellariiformes, Procellariidae. The transcript has 3 exons. Gene Ontology annotation, molecular function: CCR chemokine receptor binding; chemokine activity. Gene Ontology annotation, biological process: positive regulation of GTPase activity; immune response; chemokine-mediated signaling pathway. Gene Ontology annotation, cellular component: extracellular region. The annotation marks the transcript as partial.
AUGAAGACCUCCACAGCUGGCCUUGCUGUGCUUUUUGUGACUGUCCUCUGCUACCAGGUCUCCUCUUCUCCACCUUCUGUCAACUUUUCUGGUCCCUGCUGCAUACGAUACAGCACUAAACCGUUUUUGGUGAUGUAUGAGCACGCAGGCAGCCACUGCUUCCAGCCAGCCGUGAUAUUUACCACAGUUGCAGGCAGGAUGGUCUGUGGCAAACCUGAUGAUAAGUGGGUCCAGGACAUCGUGAAUCACCAAAAGGACAAGGCAGGCAGUGG